CCGGAGGAGAAUCGUUAGGCAUGUAUGGCUACGCGUCACACUCCCACAAUAUGACUGCCGCUCUUGUCAGUUGUACGAAAGCAAGUCCCAGGCAACCAACAACAACAACCAAAUUUUUACAAACAUCAUAUGGGAAUUACUGAAAGUCCUCGGCUCCUGGAAAAAGAAAGGACCGUUUGGGUUAGCCGAUGGGGGACCAGUCUUGGAGCUCAGCGCACACUCCCCGAGCGACUCGGAACAUUAUUUUCGUGACUAUCGCCUCGACAAAGACAUUUAUCCACACCAGCACGACGAAAAUUGCACAUAUGAGGAAUUUGAUACUAAUAUGUCUUGCACACGGCGACGCCAUCGAUGUUGCGAUGCUCUCCACGGCUGGGCAGAUGGCGCUAGCGGGGCUGGUCAAUCCUGGCGGUUCGGCGAACCUACGAGUCUUCGGAAGCGCGCUCAACCUCGACUUCAGCAGUCUUGGUGCCAGAACGAUAAUGAACUCCCACGCGCUCCUGUGGUUAAGGGUUUACUUGUCCGUCGACAACAUUUUCGUUUUGUCCAUCCCGCGGCGCUGUUUGGGAUCCUCAGGAGCUUGCCUGGACUCGAAAGUGUAACUGUUGAACCCUGGUGCCGGAUUCAUCACAGUUUCGAUACCGGUUACCAACCCAGACUCGACGAGUACUUACAAGGAGCACAUACUCUUAAAAGCCUUUCCAUCUUUGAGGACCAUAACCUAUUCUUCCACGGGCAUAGCAAGAGAGACUUACACCCUUUUUUGGGCACGACCCUGGCAGAUGAGAGCCGCUCCUUUGAGCACCUGUCUGUGGCGUUUCUUGCCGAUUCCUAGGAAUUUCUCAAAGAUUUCUGGCCAGGCUCUUCACCUAUGUCUCUAGACC
This is a messenger RNA of Phialemonium atrogriseum, 884 nucleotides long. RefSeq lists its product as uncharacterized. The transcript is spliced from 2 exons. Bases 326 to 835 code for a protein of 169 amino acids. The record is from RefSeq and is a predicted model, not a curated record. NCBI's taxonomy places the organism in Eukaryota, Fungi, Ascomycota, Sordariomycetes, Cephalothecales, Cephalothecaceae.